AUGACUUCGAAAGACGGUUUUUUGCGAGAUGUGCUCUUCAAUCCAGCCAAAUCGGUGAGUUGAAAUCGAGGUUGAAGAAUACUGUAUUUCUUGAUACAGUAUGUCUUUGGAACUUUUGUAUAAUUAUUUAUGAAUAACUGUUUGACUUCAGAAGUUUUACCUAGCCAAAAUGACUCUCAAGGCGCAGUGUCUUGCCAAAGUUUGUCUAUAGCCGCGACCCCUAGACAAUUAGAUUCAAUAGGCUCCACAACUUGACAACUAGAUUUUCUAGACUCCGCUAUUUCCCUUUGAUCUGAACUAGUUUUCUGAUUUCAGGUAACUUAUCGACCAAUUCCGAAUAAACAAAUGGCAGAAGUUCAAGUAUCAAACAAUGAACAAACAGCAAUAAUCUUCAAAUGGAAAUCAACUCGUCCAGGAAUGUAUAAAAUGCGUCCAGUUUAUGGAGUUCUUGCACCCGGUGAAACUGCCAAUAUUUCACUUUUUUGUAAAGGUGUAAAAGAUCAAGCACCAUUAACAGAUCAUUUCAGUUGUGUUUUGGCUUCAUCACCAUCUGCAAAUGUUAAUCCAGAAAGUAUUUGGAGUAAUCAUAAAUAUCAGCAAAAAUUGGCACAAAGUGGAAAAUUGCGAAAAUUGAAAUUAAAGAUUUUGUAUUUGGGGUUGAAUGAUCAAGAAAAAGAUGAUGAUAAAGAAAAAGAAAAGGAUAAAGAUAAAGAGGAAGAAGAUGAAGAAAAGGAGAAGGAUAAGGAAAAACAAGAAGCAAUGAAGAAGAAAAAACAAGCGGAUGGCAAAAAGGUAACAAACCCACUUCUAUAGUUGUUUUCCAAAAAACAAAUUGUAUUUUUCAGAAGCCUACACUUAUCAUGUUUACUCGCAAAGAAGGCGAUUCAUUGUCUGGCGAAGAUGAAAAUGAUAACACACCAACUGUUGCUGCACCAGCACAACAAAAUAUUAUGGAUUUAUUGAAACCGGUGAGAAAUGCGGGAGUUUUCCAAAAUCAAACGCAAGCGAAUCCUCAACCAAUUCCUGGAUAUCAAAAUCAAUCUCAAUUGCCACCAAAUCUUGCUGGCACAAAAAGUCCAGCUGUUGGUGGAUCAAAGAGUCCAGCAAUGGGAGGAACAAAGAGUCCGGCACCUAACAAAUCAGAAUCAGCGUUUUCUUCGAAAUAA
Messenger RNA from Caenorhabditis angaria, 1166 nucleotides. The record is from the annotation of a GenBank genome assembly. Lineage: Eukaryota; Metazoa; Nematoda; Chromadorea; Rhabditida; Rhabditidae.